Messenger RNA from Condylura cristata (star-nosed mole), 2629 nucleotides. It is a transcript of the gene EIF1AD, whose product is annotated as eukaryotic translation initiation factor 1A domain containing. NCBI's taxonomy places the organism in Eukaryota, Metazoa, Chordata, Mammalia, Eulipotyphla, Talpidae. The record is from RefSeq and is a predicted model, not a curated record. Gene Ontology annotation, cellular component: nucleus. Gene Ontology annotation, molecular function: translation initiation factor activity; RNA binding. The coding region runs from base 534 to 1034 and encodes 166 amino acids. The transcript has 6 exons. Gene Ontology annotation, biological process: translational initiation.
CCCAUAGCAGAUGCUGCUUUCCGGUCGCUGCGCGGGGAACACCGCGGCCUCCUUGGUCUCGGUCCUCGGCAGCAUUUCCGGCCGCAGGAAGCCCCGGCCUCAGAGGGGAAAAUUGCUGCCGGCUGCCGGGGACCCGGAACUCAAGGAUUCGGCUGUAACCGACCUGGCGGUGGGAAGAAUUAAAGAGACGGACAAGCGGGGGCGGGUGGCCGGAAGGCUGCGAGACGGCGCCGGAAGCCGGGCUCGGGCGGGGACCACCUGGGCUUUUUCCCGGCGGCUUGUGGCGCGGGCGUGGACGGGCGCUCCAGACACUUAAGUCCGAGCCUCUGGACCCAGUCGCGCAGUGAGUCGUGGGCAAGUGGCUCUCCACGUCGAGCCUGGAAAGCUGGGUCGUCCUGGCAGCGCCCGCGUGAGACGACGGCCACCGAUCAGAGGCCUUGGAAACAGACCUGGGGACUCAGCCCACCCUCUAAGAAACCCGAGGAGGAGCCAUCCAUCUCCACUUCCCUCACAGCCCUGGGACACCAUCCAGCAUGUCACAGGCCACCAAGAGGAAGCAUGUGGUGAAAGAGGUGCUGGGGGAGCACAUGGUGCCCUCUGACCAGCAGCAGAUUGUGAGGGUACUCAGGACCCCCGGGAACAACCUGCACGAGGUGGAGACAGCGCAGGGGCAGCGCUUCCUGGUGAGCAUGCCCUCCAAGUACCGGAAGAGCAUCUGGAUCAAGAGAGGGGACUUCCUCAUCGUUGACCCCAUCGAAGAAGGAGAGAAGGUGAAGGCUGAGAUCUGCUUUGUGCUCUGCAAGGACCACGUGCGCGCUCUGCAGAAGGAUGGGCUCUGGCCUGAAGCUUUCUCCGGGGUGGUUGAGAAACACAACAGCAACAGGAACAGACAGACUCAGCCAGAGCUCCCGGCAGAGCCCCAGUCGUCAGGAGAAGAGUCCAGCUCUGAAGACGACUCUGACCUGUUCGUUAACACCAACCGCAGACAGUAUCAGGAGAGUGAGGAGGAGAGCGAAGAGGAGGAGGCAGCCUGAGGCCCUGGACCCCACCUCUCUUGCUCAAAGACUAGCUUGUGGCUCCUCUGAGCUUGGACAUUCCCAGGGUGCUCUGCCACCCUUCCCCCUGGAUGGGGACAAGGCGGGGCACCUGCGAACUGGCCUGACCUAGGAGAAUUAAACCCCUGGUGGGUGGAGACUAGUGCUAGUGUCUCGUGGCUCUCUGGAGGGGGAGGGGCUUGUGCUGCAGUUUCCCGCCGCUCCGCGGUGCUCUGCACUGGGCACUUGGAAGUGCUGGGCCUUGCGGUGCCUCCUUGCUGUCUAAUACCUGGGAGCGCUCUCAGUUCACGGCUGGCUUGUUGUCAACAGUCAGGACCACAGCGUGGCCUUCAUGCCCUCCUCUAGGGGACACUCGGAGGCCGCCGGUGUCCAGGCUGCUGUUCACGUUCCCUGGGUGGCACGCAGGCCCUCAGCCCUCAGCCCUCCCCACCCCACAGCUUCCCGCGUUUUGAAGCUGCUGCCUCCGGCGGUCCCUCCCUCCUUAUGGCUGGCCUUGACCCAGUUGCUGCUCGCCUUGGAGCUCACCCUCUGCCUGGGGGCUUCUCCCCACUUGUGGCAUCACACUUUGCAGUGGGGAAAAGCGUUUCUGUUUACGUGGCGCUGUCCACCUCCCGUGAGCGAGCCGCAGUGCCUGCUCCAGACCUGCUCCCCGCAUCCUGAAUCACUGCGUCUCCGUCUCCUGACCUUGCCAGACUCUUGGCGCCUUUCGGAUUCUGAGGCCUGACCCCCCCGGCCUGGCUUCCUCGCACAGCCAGCCCUCCAGUUCCCCUUCUCCCUCCAACGCAGCCCUCCCACGGACGCCGCUGGCCUUGGUGCCUCCCCGUGCACUCCCUCCACUGUCCACACCCUCCACCCCACCUCCUCGUGGUGGUCACCUGGUGCAGGCCUUACGCUAGGCCUAGCCGGUCACCCCUUUGCCUGUGUGUCAGUAACUUCAAGAAAACGGCCAACCUGGCCCUCUAGCCUCAUCUGCAGCCGCUGACGCAGACCUGCCGCGGACUGGGCUCCGCCGUGGACUGGGCUCCGCCGUGCAGUCCUCUGGGGUGUCCUGUCCACACCUGCUCUCAGCUGCCAGUUCUCUUCCUCUGUUGUCACCACAGCUGUAGGUCAGGAAAGAAGUGCUGUGGGGGCCCGUCCCUGCCCCCCUUGACCAGUCCUACAGAUACACUCAUGGAGCCGCCUGGCCUGGCCUCAUGUAUCCGGCAGACUAAGCUUGCUCGUGUUUGUGCGGCCGGUGUCCUCCGGCGUCAGCUUUCCAGAGUUCCUGUUACCACCCUCUGUGGAGGCUCACAAGUGCUGCAGAUGCUCACAUCCGGCCAGAAACACCCACCACUUAGCCCCACAUCCUCUGACCUCAUUCACACUCAUGCUUCUUAGUGUCGCUUUCUAUACGUCAGUGUAUAUGUGCGCGUGUAUUUAAAACUAUGCGUACAAAAAGGGAAACUUGAAGAUACCUGUGUAUAUCUUUAACUCAUCCUGUUUAUUUUCUGUAGAGAUAGCUAAUUUUUCCUAAUAGGAUAGCCCUACUGAAUGAGUCAUUCCUAUUCAGAUAUCUUUUAAAAAUAAACUCGAUU